AUGCUUGAACGUAAUAAACUCGUACCCUUUACUUUUCCCAAUGACCUUACUAAGAAUCGCGACGGCCUCUUCGAGGUCACUAUAGGUGGAGGAGAGAUUGUGAAGGUUCUUGAUGGCAGUGUCCCAUCCAAUUCCGCGAAUGAAGAGUUUGCACUGGGUAGGGUCCUAAUUGGCGAUGGAUCGGACGGUGUCGAGAACUCUGCUGCCUUCGCACUUCGAACAUUAGCAUGGAAAUACCGCUCGAAGAACAUGUCCUUGAAUCUGUCCCACGUUAUUGGAACUAGAAUCAGACUCUGCUCCUCUAUAAGAAGUGCUGCUCUCCACCAACGCUUCGCCUCCCCUGAUCUUAACUCUUCUAGUGAUGGCAGCGAAAGUAUUGAAGAAGUGCCAGAAGGAUGUCCUGUCAACUACGGAGUGGUUAAUGGUGCAGCCGACGAAGAGCCCAUCGAUGAGCUUCGUAACUUGAACGCAGCGAGGCCGCUUGCACCCACCAUCUCCGUCUCUCUGUCUGAGCUUCUCUGUUCGCCAUUUCCUCAUCAUCGUCUUCUUCUUGUAAAAAGCCAUCAGCGAGAAUUGUGUGAGGACGUUGAUUUUAGUGAUGCAGUACUCAAGUACAUAAGCCAGAUGCUUAUGGAGGAAGAUACGGAAGAGAAAAUUUGCAUGUUUCAGGAGUCUGCACUUCAAUCUGCGGAGAAAUCAUUCUAUGAGGUUCUUGGGGAGAAGUACCCUCCUUCACCCAAGCACCAUCGCCCACCUUUUUUGGAUCAAAAUAUUGAGAGCCAAGACGAAAUCCAGACUGGGAAUUAUAGCGAAUGCAAUGAUUGUGGCUGGAAUGUUAUUAACAACUUGGAAGAUCCUUGGUGGGAUUGCAAAUCUAAUGGAUACGUGCCCUGCUAUUCAGAGAGUACUCCCGUGGACUGGACAUCACAAUCAUCAUUCAGCAUGACAAACAGCGGGGCUAAAAUAUUAGAUGGUUUUUUUGAUUGUCCAGGAAGUAGACAUGGGCUUCUUGAUUGUGAGAGCAAAUCUAUUAUGCAAUUCAGGAGAGAGAUUGAUGAAGCAAGCAAGUUUCUCCCGAAAGACAAUAAUUUGUGUGCUAAUUUCAGUAGUAGUCAGUUCACGUUGCCCAAUGAGCCAGAGGAAGAAGCUAACGCUGUGGUAGUGGAGGUUGAGAAGCAUGGGGAUCAGUACUCCUUUGAUGGGUCACGGGGAAGGAAGCAUCCUCUUCGUGAGGACGGGGAUUUGGAGAUGGAGGGGAGCACCAAGCUGUCAGCUGUUUGUACUGAAUCAACUGUGAGAACAGAAAUGCUUGAUAUGAUGUUAUUGUCUAUUAGAGAGAAAGGUAUGGCUGCACUCCGUGUAGCCUUGCAGGAUAGACUGUUGAAAAAUAUGCUUCCAAAUGGCCGACUAAAGGGAUCUAAUGGUAGAAAGGGUCAGAAAAUGAAACGAGGAGCAGAGACGGUGGAUUUGAAAACUCUUCUAAUCCUCUGUGCAGAAGCAGUCACAAUUAAUGAUCGAAAGAGGGCAAAUGAGCUACUGAAACAUAUCAGAGAACACUCUUCUGCUACUGGAGACGGGAUGCAGAGACUCGCCACCUAUUUUGCAAAUGGCCUUGAAGCACGCUUAACUGGUUCCGGAAGUCAGAUUUAUGCUAUAUUUUUUGCCAGGAAACCAACAACUGCUGAGAUCUUGAAAGCUUACUAUCUGCUUUUAGCCGUGUGCCCAUUUUGGAAGCUCAACAAUUUCUUCUCAAGCAAGAACAUUUUGCAUGCAGCUGAGAAAGCAACAAGGCUCCACAUUAUUGAUUUUGGAAUUUCCUAUGGUUUUCAGUGGCCUUCCUUCAUAGAACAGCUCUCAGCUAGAGUGGGUGGGCCUCCAAAGUUACGGAUUACCGGGAUUGAUCUUCCACCACCGGGUUUCAAAGCAGCAGAAAUGAUUGAGGAGACAGGGCGUCGCUUAGCAAAUUAUGCAGAGAGUUUUAAUGUUCCGUUUGAGUUCAAUGCUAUCGCGAAAAAAUUGGAAAUGGUUCAAAUGGAUGAUAUCAAGAUUGACAGGGAUGAGGUGCUCGUGGUGAACUGGAAAUUUCCAUGUAAAUGCCUACUAGAUGAGACUGUUAUGUUUGAGAGCCCAAGGGAUAUGGUUCUUAACCUAAUAAGGAAGAUGAAUCCAGAUGUAUUUAUACAUGCAGUUUUGAAUGCUAACCAUGGUGCUCCCUUCUUCCUCACGCGAUUUCGAGAGGCUCUCUUCCACUAUUCUGCUUUGUUUGAUAUGUGUGAAAGUACUAUGCCCCGGGAGAUUCCAGAGAGGAUGCUGCUUGAAAGGGAUCUAUUUGGGCUAGAGGCAAUGAAUGUCAUUGCGUGUGAGGGCUUUGAGAGGAUAGCAAGGCCAGAAACAUAUAAACAGUGGCAAAUCCGAAAUAUUAGAGCUGGGUUUAGGCAGCUCCCUUUGAACGAGGAGAGCAUUAGGGUAGCAAAGGACUUUGUGACUUCAGGUUACCACAAGGAUUUUGUAUUUGACGUAGAUGCCCAGUGGUUGCUGCAAGGAUGGAAGGGUCGAAUUCUAAGUGCUUUGUCUGCUUGGAAGCCUCUUCAAUAA
This is a messenger RNA of Malania oleifera, 2595 nucleotides long. RefSeq names its product scarecrow-like protein 30. Gene Ontology annotation, biological process: regulation of DNA-templated transcription. The record is from RefSeq and is a predicted model, not a curated record. The coding region runs from base 1 to 2595 and encodes 864 amino acids. NCBI's taxonomy places the organism in Eukaryota, Viridiplantae, Streptophyta, Magnoliopsida, Santalales, Ximeniaceae. The transcript is spliced from 5 exons. Gene Ontology annotation, molecular function: sequence-specific DNA binding; DNA-binding transcription factor activity. Gene Ontology annotation, cellular component: nucleus.